Molecule: messenger RNA, 822 nt
Organism: Plenodomus lingam JN3
Lineage: Eukaryota; Fungi; Ascomycota; Dothideomycetes; Pleosporales; Leptosphaeriaceae
Source: RefSeq, a predicted model, not a curated record
AUGUACGCUUUCUUGCACGCGUGUGGAAUAGAGUCGUCGAAGGUUACACUGCCAAGCCUAGUAGUUGGAUUAACGACCCCCGCACCCGUCCCCCAGCCGCUCCCCCGCCUCUCUCCCCGCACCUCCGAAGUUUUACCGGCUAGUUGGGCACGUGUAACGCCAAUUUGCAGCCUCGGCCGUUGGAUAUUUGUCGAACUAUGCGUUACACUUCUUUCUCUCUCCAUACUAAUACCCUCGCCGCCCAAUUCGCCCAUUAAUGACCGGCGCCAACCCAAAGAUGAACCACGGCAGAUCUGGACCCCCAUCGCCAAAUCCAUACGGCGCAUGCGCUGGCACUCAAGACGAGCUAGAAGGCCUGCGCCCUUUAGUCGAACUCCAGGGAUCCUCUCCCGAGCCCCGGCUUGUCCACCCACCUCCCUCUUCCCUCCACAAAGACACAUAGUCCUACCCGUCCAAGGUGCCGAUCCUAUUCUGACAACACCGCACUCCCGUCCAGCAGGAGAUGACGCCAAAGCGAGUCCGCAUUGUACUUCGCUAUCGCCACCGAAAGACACAUUAUCCGACGAUGAACUGUUCGAAGAUACAUUGGCAUCAAUCAAGGGCAGAAUCGAGACUAGAGUAAUCCGUGACAUCGCGCAGCUCAUUGUUCCUUUUGCUGAAAUUCUGGCAAUGCGCGGCGCUAAACACCUGAAGUCUCUUAGAGAGACUACCAAAGCUGGUUGGAACAAUGCUAUUCUCUUUUGCCGGCCACGCCCUCAACCAGACUAUAGCCUUGGAUUCAAGCGAGAAGCGUUUACCCAGGAACAACUACAGACGCUUUAG